AUGGGGGUGCCAGAGGAGGGAAAAGACGCCGCUGAUGUCACAGAGGAGUUCGACAUGAUUGCAGAUGCAAUCUGGACCAUGCAGCAAGGACGACAGCUGGUGUGGUGGGCGCCCAGGAGGGCACAGGGAAGAGGAGGGAGGUGCCGUAGGAUUGCCAAGAAGAUCCAGUGUCUCAAAGUCCAUGUUAUAGGGGCCAGCAAUCGGCGUCAGAGGUACAAGGUUGAAGAUGCUUUCCCCAGACCGAGUAGGAUAAGCGUAGACCCUCGCUUGCCAGCAUUUUACACUGACACAACAUGGCUUGUUGGCAUUGAUGGCCCAUGGGACAAACUUAUCAAGAUGCUAACAGAAGGACAUGGCACGGUGGCACAGCUGAAUGUGGUUUCCAUUGUAGGAUUUGGAGGGCUUUGGAAGACUACUCUUGCUAAUGAAGUAUACCAGAAGCUUGAAGGGCAAUUCGACUAUAGAGCUUUUGUGUCAGUGUCACAAAAACCUGACAUGAAGAAGCUAUUGAGGAAUAUACUAUGCCAGUACAGUUGCCGAGAGUUUGGCAGCAACGAAGCAUGGGAUGAGCAGCAACUAAUCAACACGUUAAAACACUUUCUCAAGGAUAAGAGGUAUGUUAUUGUAAUCGAUGAUAUAUGGAGCAUAUCAGCAUGGAGAACUAUCAGAUGUGCAUUUCCUGAUAACAGUUGUUCUAGUAGCAUAUUGACAACUACUCGCAUCAUCGCAGUUGCCAAAUAUUGUUGCUCUCCUCACCAUGACCAUGUGUAUGAACUAAAGCCGCUCGGAGCAACUCAAUCUAAGAGUUUAUUCUUUAAAAGAAUUUUUGGCUCUGAAGAUAUGUGCCCUCUUCAUCUGAAAGAAGUUUCAAAUAAAAUUUUGAAAAAAUGCAGUGGCUUGCCAUUAGCAAUCAUUACAAUAGCUAGUUUAUUGGCUACUAAAGCUAGAACGAAAGAAGAAUGGGAGAAGAUAUGGAAGUCUAUUGGUUCAGUACUUGAAAAAGAUACAGACAUGGAAGAGAUGAAAAAGAUAUUAGCGCUUAGUUACAAUGAUCUCCCCUACCAUUUGAAGACAUGCUUGUUAUAUAUAAGUUUGUUUCCUGAAGAUUAUGAGAUCAAGAGGGACCAAUUAGUAAGAAGAUGGAUUGCUCAAGGUUUUAUCACUAUAGAAGGCGGACAUGACAUGGAAGAAAUAGGAGAAUGCUAUUUCAAUGAUCUAAUCAAUAUGAGCAUCACUACUAGAGAACUCAUGAUUCAGCCAGUUGGAAUUCAGUACGAUGGUCGAGCUGAUGCUUGUCGUGUCCAUGGUAUGAUUCUUGACCUCAUCAUAUCCAAAUCAGUUGAGGAAAACUUUGUAACCGAAUGUGGUGACCAAAAUCACAAGUUGAUGCCACAAGUUAAGGUUCGUCGGCUAUCCCUCAACUAUUAUGCCCGAGAUCAUAUUAUCGUGCCAACAAAUAUGAUCGUUUCUAAUGUCCGAUCUCUCACUAUCUUUGGACAUUUUGAGAAUAUGCCUUGCAUUUCCAACUCUUCAAGAGUCUUUUACGCCUUUUCUGUCAUCGACGGCGUGCUGGGCCGCCGCUCCCCGGCCGCCGGCGGGGACCCGUGGCUGAGGCACAGCCCGAGGUACCUGCGACACAAUUCAAGAAGAAUUAUUGCACUUCCUGAACAUAUAGGAGAACUAAAAAAUUUGCAGACCUUAGAUUUGAGAUGGACAAGGAUUCAAAGAUUGCCAGAAAGAAUUGUUCUCCUACAACGUAUCUUCUUUGCUGGAACUGAGCAGUUUAACUAA
This is a messenger RNA of Panicum virgatum (switchgrass), 1791 nucleotides long. Its product is annotated as disease resistance protein RGA5-like. The record is from RefSeq and is a predicted model, not a curated record. The transcript has 8 exons. Gene Ontology annotation, molecular function: ADP binding. NCBI's taxonomy places the organism in Eukaryota, Viridiplantae, Streptophyta, Magnoliopsida, Poales, Poaceae. Gene Ontology annotation, biological process: defense response to other organism. The coding region runs from base 1 to 1791 and encodes 596 amino acids.